AGCCACCACACACACUCAUUUUUCUCUUUCGCAGAAGCUCGAAACCCUUCGCUUCUGUUUUGUUCUGUUCAUCUAUGCUCUAUUAUUCAUUCUCUUUACACAUUCCAUUUUCAAUUCUCAAAUCGAAGAAGCUUCAAUUCAAUCAAUAACAAUGGCAGAAACUUUAAUGGUUGAAACCGAAACUAUUACCAAACAACACGAUCCAUUUCAGAGAAAAAUCGAAUUCAUACCUGUUAAAAAACCAUUCAAAGGCUUUUCCAAUGAUUUUAACAUCGAAACCCUAAACCCUACCACCUCCGAACACCGACAACUUGUUUCCGCUAAUAUUCAAUCAUCGCAGCCACAACCUUCCAAAAAUUCUGAAUUCUCCGAGUUUGGUUUGGAUCCGGAGCUCAGCCUCGGAAUUACCUUUCGCAGAAUAGGUGCUGGGCUAUGGAAUCUUGGAAACACUUGUUUUCUGAAUUCAGUUUUGCAGUGUUUGACGUACACUGAGCCUUUAGCUGCAUAUCUGCAAAGUGGCAAACAUAAAAGUUCAUGCCACAUUGCUGGAUUUUGCGCGCUUUGUGCAAUUCAGAAUCAUGUUAGCUGUGCGCUGCAAGCAACUGGAAGAAUAGUAUCGCCACAGGAUAUGGUUGGAAAUCUGCGGUGUAUCCUUAUGUCGUGUUUUUUCAAUGAGCAAUCAAGAUUGCUUGGUUUUAUUCAUAAGUAUCGUCUCUUGCCUCCACCCUGUUUUUUGUUAGAACUACUUCCCAUUUUAUUAGCUUGGUUACUUGUACUUCUUGACUUAAGAUUAGGCAUAUCACGCAAUUUCCGAAAGGCUAGGCAGGAAGAUGCACAUGAGUAUAUGGUGAACUUACUUGAGUCAAUGCAUAAAUGCUGCCUGCCUUCUGGAGUACCGAGUGAAUCACCUGGUGCUUUCGAGAAAAGUUUGGUUCAUAAGAUCUUUGGUGGUCGUCUUCGAAGUCAGGUGAAAUGCAGGCAGUGCUCUUAUUCCUCCAACAAAUUUGAUCCGUUCUUAGAUUUAAGUCUUGAAAUCUUAAAGGCAGAUUCACUGCAAAAGGCACUGGCAAAUUUCACAGCCGCAGAACUUUUGGAUGGAGGAGAGAAGCAAUACCAUUGUCAACGUUGCAAGCAAAAAGUGCAGGCUGUCAAACAGCUAACAAUUCAUAAGGCACCUUAUGUCCUAGCAAUUCAUUUAAAGAGAUUCUAUGCUCAUGACCCUAACAUAAAAAUUAAAAAGAAAGUUAGGUUUGACUCCGCACUGAAUUUGAAACCUUUCGUCAGUGGCUCAUCGGAUGGAGAUGUGAAAUACUCGUUAUACGGGGUCCUGGUUCAUUCUGGUUUUAGCACUCACUCUGGCCACUAUUACUGCUAUGUCCGCACUUCAAAUAACAUGUGGUAUACCUUGGAUGACACUCGGGUAAGUCAUGUCGGUGAACAGGAAGUUCUAAAUCAGCAAGCUUACAUGUUGUUUUAUGUUCGUGAUAAAAAAAGUAUAACUCCAAGGAAGCCUGUUAAUAUCGCCAAGGAAGAGAUUUCAAAGACUAAUGUUAUUGGAAGUAGAUAUCCUUCAACCCCAACCAAUGCACUGAAAGAUUAUCCAAAUGGUCAUGUGGAAAAUAAGUUUUGCGGGGUACCUUUGACUGCAGAAACUCAGAAAAAUUUGUUAAAUGCUGAUCCAUCAAGGAUAUCAGAUGCUUUGAUUCAGCAAAAAAAUAGUGGCAUUUUAGCAAAAAGCUUAAUGCAUAAUGAAACCCCUGUAUCUGAACGUACUUCCAAGGAACUUACACAGAUGAAUUCAUCAGACGAGCUUCCUGUUGCUAAAUCAGAACUUGAAUGUUUAUCAUCCUUAGAUCACUCUGGAAAAGACAACGUGUCUGGUAAUCAGAAAUGUUUAGUUGCACCAGCUGGAGACAAACCUAAUCUGUUUACUGAGGAUACCCUUUUAAAAGAGGGUGUUGAUUCUCCUUUAGUAGAGCCAAUCGUGAGUAAUCCCCAAACUUUUAUUGGUAAACAUGCUAGUGACAGAACAUCACCGUCUGAUGAGAAAAAUUCCCCCGCUGAAGUUGAUGCCGUUGCAGCUCAAGAUUCAGUCACAAAUUUGUCAGAGCACGCUGGCCUUGUUGGAACUUCAAAUGCAGUUGUUCCUCAGGGAUUGGUUCUUAAAGUUUCAUCAAAAAGAUCCUUGAAAGACUCAAGUCUUGAUCAAAAGCAAGUGAAAAAAUCAAAAAAGAAGUUUCCAAAGUACAAGGGAUCAAUUAUGCAACUUAGCUUGAUCCGCCCUUCGAUGAGAUGCCUAGGCCCGCGGAAGAAGAAUCACAAAAAAAAUAGACGCUGCUUGUUGGGUUUGAAGUAUCAUAGUAAAGAAAAGUUGAAAAAAAAUGCCAUUUCAUCAGAUGUUGGACCAUCUAUAUCAAGAAAAGAACAUUUACGUUCUUCUCUGAUGAAGCAUGAUGCUGAACGAGAGAUUAUAAACAGGAUGGAUCAAAACUGUGCUGUGCUUGCAACAGCUACACAAGUAGAAAAUAUGUCCCGAUGUAGUCUACAAGAUGAUAAGAGGGAUCAAAUGCAGAAUACUGUUGUGACUCAAGGUCUAGAGGAGACAGUUGUUGCUCGUUGGGAUGAUGUGGAAUUACCUUCAUCUCAGGCCUUGGAGUCAAAGACCGACCAGAUUGCUCGCAUUGGAUAUGUUGGGGAUGAAUGGGAUGAGGAAUAUGACACAGGAAAGAGAAAGAAGUUAAGGUGUUUGAAGCAGAGUUUUGGUGGGCCAAAUAUUUUUCAAGAAAUUGCUACCGAGAAAUCUAAGUUAAAAAGGGCAAAAUUAGACCAUUCUAGCUUCAGAAAUCAUCCUCCAAUCAGAAUAUAACUUAACUCCAACUCUGGGUUUCUUUGUAACAAUUAUUGAUUUGUCAAACACUGGAGAUGUUUUGAACAGAGCACCUAAAUUUUGUUGGCUGCAUCAUGUUGGGACCGAUCCAUAGAGGUUUAUUGUCUUUUAUGGGUUUCCGGUUAGCAGAUUUCUCAAUUCAUAGUUCAGACAACUAUUAGCUUCAUGAUUGAGAAGUGAAAAAUGAACCGAUUGUGUUUGUUUGUAUUAGCUGCAUGUUGUAGCUCAAGUUUUGUUCUUGAAUAUUAUUAUUUAUAGAGUAACUUUUUGUACCUUCUAUUGAAUCGGUAAUUGAAGGAAAGUUGGGAAAUAAAUUUGUUUAUGCAAAGCAUAAUUUAUCGAA
Medicago truncatula (barrel medic) is the source of this 3230-nucleotide messenger RNA. Its product is annotated as ubiquitin carboxyl-terminal hydrolase 23. Gene Ontology annotation, biological process: protein deubiquitination. Gene Ontology annotation, cellular component: cytosol; nucleus. Bases 152 to 2866 code for a protein of 904 amino acids. The record is from RefSeq and is a predicted model, not a curated record. The transcript has 11 exons. Gene Ontology annotation, molecular function: cysteine-type deubiquitinase activity. Lineage: Eukaryota; Viridiplantae; Streptophyta; Magnoliopsida; Fabales; Fabaceae.